UUUGUGACCCGGCAGCCAUGGUGAGAUCAGGUUGGGGAAAUACCAAGCACCGCCCACCAACCGGAGCAGGCAGUAGCCUAUGGGUAAAGUAAAAUGGGGAAACGUGGGGUCAUUGACCUUUCUGGGACAUUUCAGUGGUGAAUGGUCAGGACAAAAAUGGACUAACUGCAUGUUCGGUUAGAGCAGACCAUGAACAUGCAAAGCGUGUGUGAACAGGUGUGAGCAGUUUUUAAACAAAUGACAAACUCUUUUUCUAGUUCUUCAUUUAGUCUAUGUAGCCAAUCUAAAUAUAUUACAUGUUCUAAGUGUUUUAUAAAGUGCUUUGAAAAGCAAGUAUAUGUAAAGUGUGGGUGUAUCUGUGGCCUGUUAGGUUCAGCUUUGGUGCUAGCUGUGGUUUUCCUGAGAGCAAGUUCUGCAAAAUGAAAAAGGAAAUUAAGGUCAUCAAAGUCCACAUAGUCAAACACACAAGUACCUUCUAUAUGUACAGUCUUCUUCAGCUUCAUCAUGGCUGGACGCCUGCUGUUAGUCGUCCUCAUAUAUUUCUUUUCCAAGAUGAAAGCAGAAGCUCUUCUUCAACCUAAACUGACAGUGAAUCCACCGGUGAUCACAGAGACAGAAACAGUCACACUGGACUGUCAGACUCCAUCAUCUGUUAAUGUGUCUCCGUGUUAUUUUCACGUUGUAAGAGGAGGACUUGGCAAAAGCCUCCUUUGUCGUCAGACACUGACGGGAACUGAGCUGCUUUUGUUGGUAAAUCAGAGUUCACCUGCUGAGGUUAAACUGACGUGUUUUUACCUUGCAAUGACUUCAUCUCCUGACAGUGACACGUCAUCCAUCAUCAUUCGACCAUCUCUUCCACCUAAACUGACAGUGAAUCCACCGGUGAACAACGAGACAGACUCAGUCACACUGAUCUGUCAGACUCCAUCAUCUGUUCCUGUGUCUCAGUGUAAUUUCAACACUUUAGGUGGAGGAACUGUCAAUAGCUUCUCAUGUCGUCAGACACUGACGGGAACUAAGCUGCUUUCGUUGACACAUCAGAGUUCCCCUGCUGAGGUUGAAGUGACGUGUCUUUACACUGUAAAGCUUGGAGACAAAAUGUAUCCAUCUCCACACAGUGUCACAUCCUCCAUCACCAUACACAGUCAAAAACCCCAGAUGACUCUUCAGCAUUUUCCAGGUGACCAGGUUCUCUUUAUUUGCACUCUGCCUGGAUCUGCUAAUCAUGAUACGAGCUGUAACCUGUACUUUGGAGAAGCAAGUGAUCCAGUUACAACAACAACCAUAAAGAGGAAAAGGAGAUCAAACAAUCAGUGGUUCUGCCAGUUUUAUGUCACAAUUGAUGACUUGCUGAGACGUCUACGUGUAGUUCAACAAAGCGAUGCCAGCUGUGACUACAGUUUGGGAAGUGAACCCAACUCUUUGUCUCCUCGUAGUGAUGGAAAGAGCUUGACUGAUAUUGUGGAAAAAGAGUCCCGCAUGACGCAGACUAUGCCGACAUCUACCAUGACCACAGCAGGUCUGACUGUUAGCAGACCUCAUGCUACCGCUCCUGUAACUCCUCUAACUCCUCUAACUCCUGCAACAUCAGGUCUGACUGUUAGCAGGCCUCAUGCUUCUACUCUGGUAACUCCUGUAAAACAACCAUCAGGUUGGACUGUUGGUACGCCAAGUAGCACUGGUAGUUUUAUCUCUACUUCCCUAACAUCAGUGAAACCAGCAUCAGCAAAAACGUGGAUAUUGAAGUAUGUAGCAGUUGCGGCUGGUUGUGGAGUAACUGUGGGCGUCGUCUGGCUGGUUUCUGCAUUUUUCUGCAACAAAAGAAGAACUGCAGGUCCCAAGGAAGUGAAAAUGCGGCGGGAGUCUCAACAUGACAAUUUGGACAUAUACCAUUUGUACUCCACCAUCGCUGAGGAGCCUGCUGCAUUAGCCCUGGAGGGUAUGGAGUACAGCACAGUGCAGCUACACUGAAGCACAAAGUGUUUUAUAUUGUAUAGAGAAAGCCUGCAGGAUUGUUAGUAAUGUAAAACUUGUGUUUAAAGUUGACUGGUAUAAUCUAGACUAAUGUUAGACAGCUGUAAUGUCUUCCUCAGAUCAACCAAACGGUCAGAUUAAACCAAACUUCUACUAACAUUUUCCAAGUUUUACAGUUAGAUCCAAUUUUCAAGUUGUGUUUUAUGAUGUACAAAUCACAGCGUGGGUUCCAAACUGCAUUUCAAUUUACCUUUUUUAGAUUGAAAAUGUAUUUAGUUUUACUCAUACAGUAUAUAACUAAAACAAACAUUCACUUUACUCCUGUUUGUAGUUCUUGUCUUGUUUUAUAACGUGUUUUCUGU
Molecule: messenger RNA, 2336 nt
Organism: Sebastes umbrosus (honeycomb rockfish)
Lineage: Eukaryota; Metazoa; Chordata; Actinopteri; Perciformes; Sebastidae
Product: flocculation protein FLO11-like
Exons: 12
Coding region: 505-1971 (488 amino acids)
Source: RefSeq, a predicted model, not a curated record